GGGAUUAUGGCGUUUGGGGGUUCCCAGGUCUGGGGCUGUGGGGUUUUGGGGUGCUCAGGUCUGUAGGGACAUGGGGUUUGGGGUGAGGGACUGUGGGGUUACGGGGUGCCCAGGUUUCAGGUGAAGAGGCUUUGGGGUGCCCAGGUGUGUGUCUGAGGUUCUGUGGGUUACGGGAUGCCCAGCUGUGUGGCUGAGGCUCUAUGGGGUACCCAGGUUUGGAGUGAGGGGGUUUUGGGGUUCUAAGGUCUGUCACUGAGGCUCUGUGGGGGUUUGGGGUGCCCAGGUUUGGGGUGAGGAGCUGUGGCGUUAUGGGAUGCCUGGGACUUGUGGGUGAGGGGUUUUGGGGUGCCAGGUCUGUGGCUGAGGGGCUGUGGGGUGCUCAGGUCUGGGGUGAGAGGGUUGUGGGGUACCUAGGUUUGGGGUCAGGGUGUUUUGGGGUGCCCAGGUUUGGGGUCAGGGUCUGCGGGGUGGGCACAGGAGCCACCUGCAUCCUCGUUAUCCCCCACUGCUCGUUAUCUCCAGGGAAUAAUUACCCACGGGGUUAUUCCUGUGUUAAUUAGCUCGUGCCCAUCAAAAUCCCGUCCCUGUUGCAGAAGAACCCAGUUUGUGUUUCAUUUUUCAAUCUCCCCAGUGUCAGAGACACAAACUGAGGAUUGACCACGAGAAAAUCAGGCACAUCCUCUGCCCCGGAGAAGUUCUGGAGUCUAAGAUAAAGAAAACAUUCAGCGAGGGAUCAGGUCUCCGAGUGUCCUCAAAUCUCCAUUUUUGGUGUAAAAAUGACGAAAUUAGGGUUUCUCCGCCUGUCCUAUGAGAAGCAAGACACGCUGCUCAAGCUGCUCAUCCUGUCCAUGGCAGCCGUGCUCUCUUUCUCCACGAGGCUUUUUUCCGUCUUAAGAUUCGAAAGUGUCAUCCAUGAGUUUGACCCAUAUUUUAAUUACCGCACCACCCGCUUUCUGGCCGAGGAAGGUUUUUAUAAGUUCCACAAUUGGUUCGACGACCGCGCGUGGUACCCGCUGGGCAGGAUUAUCGGCGGGACGAUUUAUCCCGGGCUGAUGAUCACCUCGGCCGCCAUUUACCACGUCCUGCACUUCUUCCACGUCACCAUCGACAUCCGCAACGUCUGCGUCUUCCUGGCUCCGCUCUUCUCCUCCUUCACCACCGUCGUCACCUACCACCUCACCAAAGAGCUCAAGGACGCGGGCGCGGGCCUCCUGGCCGCCGCCAUGAUCGCCGUGGUGCCCGGGUACAUCUCGCGAUCCGUCGCCGGCUCCUACGAUAACGAAGGUAUCGCGAUAUUCUGCAUGCUCCUCACCUACUACAUGUGGAUCAAAGCCGUUAAAACCGGUUCUAUCUAUUGGGCCGCCAUGUGCGCUCUGGCUUAUUUCUACAUGGUUUCCUCGUGGGGUGGUUACGUGUUUCUGAUCAACCUGAUCCCGCUGCACGUGCUGGUGCUGAUGCUGACCGGCCGCUUCUCCCACCGCAUCUACGUGGCCUAUUGCACCGUCUACUGCCUGGGCACCAUCCUGUCCAUGCAGAUCUCCUUCGUCGGCUUCCAGCCCGUCCUGUCCUCGGAGCACAUGGCGGCUCUCGGCGUCUUCGGCCUUUGCCAGAUCCACGCGUUCGUCGACUAUUUGCGCAGCAAACUCAACCCCCAGCAGUUCGAGAUCCUUUUCCGCAGCGUCAUCUCCCUCGUCGGCUUCCUCCUCCUGUCCCUCGGCACCGUCCUCAUGCUGACCGGGAAAAUCUCACCGUGGACGGGGCGUUUCUACUCCCUCCUGGAUCCUUCCUACGCCAAGAACAACAUCCCCAUCAUCGCCUCCGUCUCCGAGCACCAACCCACCACCUGGUCCUCUUAUUAUUUCGACCUCCAGCUUCUCGUCUUCAUGUUCCCCGUGGGACUCUACUACUGCUUCAGCAACCUCUCGGACGCCCGGAUCUUCAUCAUCAUGUACGGCGUCACCAGCAUGUACUUCUCGGCCGUGAUGGUGCGGCUGAUGCUGGUGCUGGCCCCGGUGAUGUGCAUCCUCUCCGGCAUCGGCGUCUCCCAAGUCUUGUCCACCUACAUGAAGAACCUGGACAUCAGCCGCCCGGACAAGAAGAGCAAAAAGCAACAAGAUUCCACCUACCCCAUCAAAAACGAGGUGGCCAGCGGGAUGAUCUUGGUGAUGGCGUUCUUCCUCAUCACCUACACCUUCCACUCCACGUGGGUGACCAGCGAGGCCUACUCGUCCCCUUCCAUCGUGCUUUCCGCCCGCGGCGGUGACGGCAGCCGGAUCAUCUUCGACGACUUCAGAGAAGCUUAUUAUUGGCUGCGCCACAACACGCCAGAGGACGCCAAGGUGAUGUCGUGGUGGGACUACGGCUACCAGAUCACCGCCAUGGCCAACCGCACCAUCCUGGUGGACAACAACACCUGGAACAACACCCACAUCUCCCGUGUUGGGCAGGCCAUGGCAUCGACGGAGGAGAAGGCCUACGAGAUCAUGAGGGAGCUGGACGUCAGCUACGUGCUGGUCAUCUUCGGCGGCCUCACCGGUUACUCCUCGGACGACAUCAACAAGUUCCUGUGGAUGGUUCGCAUCGGCGGCAGCACCGACACCGGCCGCCACAUCAAGGAGCACGACUACUACACCCCCACGGGCGAGUUCCGCGUCGACCGCGAGGGCUCCCCGGUGCUGCUCAACUGCCUCAUGUACAAGAUGUGCUACUACCGCUUCGGCCAGGUCUACACCGAGGCCAAGCGGCCGCCGGGCUACGACCGCGUGCGCAACGCCGAAAUCGGCAACAAGGACUUUGAGCUGGACGUGCUGGAGGAGGCGUACACCACCGAGCACUGGCUGGUGCGGAUAUACAAGGUGAAGGAUUUGGACAACCGCGGUUUGUCGAGGACGUAGAGGAGCCGCUGCCACAGCCUCGGCUUGUGAAGCAGAAAUCGGGGGGGUUUGGGGAUGGUUUUUGGUGAUUUUUGGAUUUCUUUUCAAGGGGUUUGUUUUAUUUUAAUUUGGUUUUGUUUUGUACCGUUUGUAAGCGCCGGCAGCCGCCCGGCCCUGCCGGGGGGAUGAUUUUUAUACACAGAGCAGCCGCCAAAUCCCAAAUUACGGCUUUGACCCGGGGGAGAAGUCGAUUCACGGGGAAUCACAAAUAAUAAUAACAAGUUUAAAAGAAA
This is a messenger RNA of Columba livia (rock pigeon), 3166 nucleotides long. It is a transcript of the gene STT3A, whose product is annotated as STT3 oligosaccharyltransferase complex catalytic subunit A. The coding region runs from base 777 to 2894 and encodes 705 amino acids. Lineage: Eukaryota; Metazoa; Chordata; Aves; Columbiformes; Columbidae. Gene Ontology annotation, molecular function: dolichyl-diphosphooligosaccharide-protein glycotransferase activity. Gene Ontology annotation, biological process: post-translational protein modification. The transcript is spliced from 19 exons. Gene Ontology annotation, cellular component: membrane. The record is from RefSeq and is a predicted model, not a curated record.